AUGUCAGACACAGAGGAACAGAAAGUUUGCCAGACGUGCUCGGACUUCGAGCCUCAAACAUGGAGAAAAUCUCUCUGCAAGAACUGUUUUCAUACUCUCGAAGAACAUUCUGCAGAAAUGCUAGCUAAUGAAGCGAAUGCAGUUGCCAAAGAAAAGACUGUGGCAAAGACAUCUGGAAAAGAGAUUGAAGCAGCGUCGGCGCAGACAGGGGUAAAACCUUGCGAUAAAAAGGUUGUUGAUUCGUCAGUUCCAGCAGAGACACAUGUGAGAAGCGGGGAUGACACUAAACAGACUGAAGAAAAAGAGUUCGAAGCUGCAAGAGCGAAACCGAAGUACGGCGCGGCUCGGUGUGUCGGUGAUCCAAACAGUCCAUGGUCUUGGGCAAAAGAUUUAGGCAGUGGGUAUGUAAAACCUGCAAAACCAGAGCUUCAAGACACAGAAAAAGGGGCAGCAAGAUCUGCAACAGUUCCCUCAUCUAGUAAAACAACCUCCACGAAAUCGUCACCACCGACAACCUCAAAACCAUCCGUAAAAUCUGUUACAUCGUCUACGACUGUGGCAGCGUCAGAUACAUCGUUAUCAUCAUCAUCAUCAUCACCAUCAGGUACAACGACUACCAGUUCUGUAACAGCGGAUACGGCUCCAGCUUCAGUAUCUAAAGCAAAGAGUUUUGCUUCAAAGUUCGAAUCCAAAGCCGCGGCAUUGUCUCAAAGUAAAAGCACUUCUAAACCACCCGACAUUCGACCUGGUAGUGCUAACGUUGCGGCACUCACCGGUAAGCUUACCGACACGGCGUCUGUUUCCAAGACUAAAGGGAAAUUAACACCAGAGAAAGUAGAAGAACAGCAAAAGUUGCCUAAAAAAUCAGACAUCAAAACGUCAGAGGCUGUAAAAGCUACAGAAACACCCUCAAAGCUUCAGAAAUCCGAUUCUAGUGAGGCAAAAGUCGAAGUUGGUGUUCAAGGCAACAAGAGUUCAAAAUUUAGCAGUGACAGUUCUAAAGAUAGACCAUCAGAAAAGAUCUCAAAAUUAUCAGCAAGCAGUCAGUCUAAAGCGUCACCAUUCGGCAAAGAUAUACUUAAAAGUGCAAAAGAUUCAGUCAAACGUGACAAUACACCAGUGGAACCGGUCAAUAAAAAACCGAUUUCACCUCAAGCAAAACAGGAAGAAACAAGAAAAGACAUUGACAAAUCAUGCAUCGUGAGAUCUAUUUCAGAAAAGAGUAGCGAUAACAAAAUUAGGAAAAAUGGAAGUGAAUUAGCUACAUCUCCCACAACUACAGAGAUUUGUCAGAACAAGUCUACAGACGUGAAAAAAACGGCAGAUAGCAAUUUGAGCGCAUUUCCAGAUUCCAAACCUGCGGCGGGAGGUACAGUAAACAACAGUAGGCAGUCGGCCAAGAUCACAAGUAGCAGCGUAGAAGGUAAAACGCUUGAGAAUUCGGAGACUAAAGAUCGUAUCGACGCCACUAAAGACAGCGGAGCAGAAGUGUCUGGAGGUAGGAGUGAUCAGCUAGAAACGCAUGUUUCCACGUCUGACGCUUGUGUUGUAGAGGCGAAGAACUUCGAGGAAAAAGGAAACUUUGAAGAUGAAAAUAGAAACGACAGCUACACAGCUGUUUCAUCGACUCAAGCUAAUGGAGGACCACCGUCUACGUCAUCUAUCUCUGAUUUAUUAAUACCGAAAAAUGAAACAGCGUCGUUGAUCGAUUCCACUUCUUCGUUAUCUCCAUUUCAGUCUGACAUAGCAGCUGCAAACAAGUCAGAGGAAAUUCAGCCUGUGAGUGGCAAAGAUGCGACAACUCUGCAAAGUCCCCAAGAAGAAGCCAGGGAUUUAGAAGUAAAAAAUGAUAAUAAUGAACAAAGUAACUCAGUUACAUUUUCCAAGUCUGUAUCGUCGUCUCCCCCACGGCCAGAAUUUGACAAUAAUGUGGGCCCCCCUGAUAAGCAGAAGACCACAGUCAAAGACAAGGACACCUUUGAUGCUAAAGACGAUAUCGAAAAACUUCAUCAACUGCUAAAUGAAAAAGAUGAGUCACUUUCAGCAUUAAAUCAACAGUUAUCUAAAAUGGAAGAACAGAUAAAGACGCUUGAAAAUGAGAGAGACAGACUGCAGGAGCAGUCACUACAGACCCAGAAGGAUGAUAUGGAAAAACUUCUGAGAGAACUACGUGAUCAGCUGUCGAAGAUGGAAGAGCAAUGCUCGCGCUUGGAAAAAGACAACCAAGCAUUAAUUGAUAAACUACACAUUCAAGAAGCCUGCGUUAAACAAGACCAGGAGAACAGAGGUAAAAACUCGGAUAAUGUUGUUCUUGAAGAAGAUCUGGAAGCAGCGGAGCAAGAGCUCGAAGAAGUCAAAGAGGAGAAUAAAGAACUGCAAAGGCACAUCAUGGAAAUGAAGAAUGAAAUGGAUGAGAUGUACGAUCACUUUAGAGAACACGACCACGACGAAUUCAGGGAAAUACAAAAGGAACUCGACAUGACUGCAAAGAAUUGUCGAAUCUUACAGUUCAAACUUCGAAAAGCUGAAAGAAGGAACGAUCAAAUAGAACAAGACAGAAUACAGUACGAAGAGAAGCUCAGAAGACUACAGGAUCAGUUCGAUUCCCAAGACGCAAAAGAUCACAUACGGUUACUUGAAGAAGAGCUGCGAAUGGCUAAGGAAGUUUCUGUGCGUCUCCAUGACGAGCUUGAUGUUGUAGAAGAUAAAAGAAACAAGGCUCUAGAGGAGAAUAAGCACUUGACUGAACUACUCGAGCACACAGAUAAGAGGCAGUUCCGACUGGAGAUGGAGAUUGACAAGCUGCGAGAUAUUGUGGCAGAUCUCAAACAACAGCUCAAAGAAGCAAAAGCUGGAAAUAACAACAACAAGGAUUCCACACCGGACAGAAAGGUUCUUUCUAGCAUCUACACGCGGUCUAUCGAUUGA
This is a messenger RNA of Candidula unifasciata, 2928 nucleotides long. The record is from the annotation of a GenBank genome assembly. Lineage: Eukaryota; Metazoa; Mollusca; Gastropoda; Stylommatophora; Geomitridae.